AUGACCGAAGACGUGUCGUGUGUUCCGCUCACACAGCGACCCCCAUACGCCCGUCUCGACGAUUACCCGGCUACGUUGCUGCCUGCCAUAUCUGCUGCAGACCAUUCUCCUGCUCGACGUCCUCUUGCUCAACAUCUUCCUGCUCGACAACUUCCUGCUCGACAUCUCUUGCUUGGCAUCUUCCUUCUCGACAUCUUCCUGCCCAACAUCCUCCUGCUCAGCAUAUUCCUAUUCGACCUCCUCUUGCUCGACAUCGUUCUGCUCGACAUCGUCCUGCUCGACAUCGUCCUGCUCGACAUCGUCCUGCUCGACAACCUGCUCGCCAUUAUUCUCUCCAACGCAUGCACCCAACAUGUUUACAAAGCUCCGCCAUCAGCAAAGACGAGAUCUCGACUGAGCGAGAAAUCAUACAUCAUCCCGCAGUUUGCCACCUCCUAUCAAAACCAUGACCGCUUUCAAUGCCCUUUUGUGAGGCUUGUACACCACACGCAGGUGUAA
This is a messenger RNA of Drechmeria coniospora, 498 nucleotides long. RefSeq lists its product as uncharacterized. The transcript has 2 exons. Bases 1 to 498 code for a protein of 165 amino acids. NCBI's taxonomy places the organism in Eukaryota, Fungi, Ascomycota, Sordariomycetes, Hypocreales, Ophiocordycipitaceae. The record is from RefSeq and is a predicted model, not a curated record.